GCGUGUGCGUCAUCCGGAAGUGAAUGUGCGGGGACUAUCUGUGGUGAGUUGGUUGCUAUGCGACGUGUCCUGGAAGUGAAUGUGUCUUGUUGUAGAGCGUUGAAUCAUGGCUGCUUCAACAGUCAAUAAUGAUAGCCGUCACAAAAGACAAAAAUGCAGCGAGAAGCUGCCUUUACAAGAUAGAGAGAUUAUUAAACCCUCCAUAACAGAGCUCACCAAAGAAGUGCGGACCAACAUCCUCUGUACGGUGGAAGGAUGCGGGAAGAUUCUGCCUAACACUCCAGCACUCAACAUGCAUCUGGUCAAGUCCCACAGAGUCAAGGAGGGUCUGGUCAACCCUACAGUAAGAAAGGACAUUAAGGAUUCACAAAAGCUCUACUGUUGCCCAAUAGAAGGCUGCCCAAGAGGACCACACAGGCCCUUUUCUCAGUUUUCGCUUGUUAAACAGCACUUUAUGAAGAUGCAUGCAGAAAAGAAGCACAAGUGUUUGAAGUGCAGUAAUGGCUACAGCACUGAGUGGGACCUGCGGAGACAUGCUGAGGAUUGUGGGAGGACAUACAGCUGUACUUGUGGUUGUCCUUAUGCCAGUAGAGCAGCACUUCUGUCUCAUGUCUACAGAACAGGCCAUGAGGUUCCCAAGGAGCACAGGUAUCCACCAGUGAAAAAGAGGAAGAUGGAAAGAAUGUCAAGCAGUGCAGCAAAUGGUAUGCCUAAUGAACAAAUAAACGAAAUUCCAGACUCUAAGAACAAGCUCACUGAAGGAGCAUUUUCAACCAUACUAGUCUCUGAAGCCCCAGACAGAGCACAACACAACACCAACCAACCUGGAAACUUCCAGAAGCUCCUUCUCCCGAAGCCCAAAUUGGCCCUAGUCAACGUUCCUGUUAUGCAGUUCACCCACCUGCCUGUUCUCCUCCCCUCUGCAGAGAGUAGUGCCUUGAGGUUGUUGGUCUUGUCUGUGGAUGCACAAGGGUCCGUAAACACUGUGCAUAUUUUGUCACCGUCGGUCGAAACAGCCAUGCCUGAUCUGAACAACAAGACUUUCAAAGAGACCUUUCCUGUACCUACAUCGGGCCCAGAAACUUUUAGCACAGGAGUACAGGUCAAUCUUGAAAGUCAAGUCUCUUUGGGAUAUCCAAACAACAAAAGCACUUCAACAAACAUUCAAACUGACAUCUCGUACCUCAACAAAGGGAUGGAUGCUGGACCAGUGACUGUUUCCCCCUGCUGUGAGGCCUCAGUAUCCUCUUGCUCUCAGACAGACAUCAGUGUAAGCGCUCAGAUUCAGCUGCCUAUUAGUGUGCAAACCCAGACACUACCCUCACGAAUCAAAGCCACUUUUUCCAUUGGGGCACAGACAGAUGUUUUCAGUUUCUCGUCCUUUAAUGUGACCCGAGAAACACAAACAAGCUGUUCUGUAGCUCCAAUGCAUGAAAGCCAGAUGGACCAAGCGAUGUGCACAAAUCUUUUUGAUACUGAUACACUCAGUGUCUCUACUCAGACUGCAAUGGCUGAUGCGACUUUUAGAACCAGUAGUUUAGAAGAUCAUCUAACCAGCACUGGAGCAGGGCUUUUUGAGGACAAGGCUGCUGCAUCCAUGUGUUUUGGGGCCCAGACUGACAUUUUGCACCAAAACACAGUUGCAGACAACCAGACUCAGACCAUGAUACUCUUUCGUGACCUUGAGAAUAUAUUAUCUGACACCAUAACUGGGGCAGCUUCGAGCUGUGGUUCAGGUUUAGCUGCGCAUGAACCGCAUCACACUGGUAUUGACUUUGACUUUGAGGAGUUCCUUAAUGCAACACACAUUCAGACUCAGACAGAAGAAAGUGGCUUGAACAGUCUGAACACAGAGACAACUUUGGAACUCCUGGACAUUGAGACACAGACUGACUUCCUGCUCUUUGACAACCUUGGUAAUGGGCACAACAGUGAGGUUGGAACAAGGGUGCAACCAAAUGACCUGGAGCUGGAGAUGUUUGACACCCAGACCCAGACAGACCUCAACUUCCUGCUAGAAACGAGUGGGCACAUGCCUCUUGGGAGUAUCCUCAGACAGUCUAGUUUCAGCAUGAGCACGGAGUCCUCGGACACAGAAACACAGACUGAGAUCAGGCCGGCUCCAUUUUCUCUGCCUUGCUCCCAUGAUGGGCAGGUGAGACUCAGCAGUGCUGAAACUCAGACCAUCUCCAGUUCCUUUCACAGCCUUGGCCACCUCUUCCACACUAGCAAUGAGACCCAGACAGCAGUCGAUGACUUUCUUUCAGCAGACUUGGCCUGGAACAUGGAGUCUCACUUUAGCUCGGUGGAAACCCAAACGUGCGAGGAGCUCAUCUCAUUGUUUCGACACAAUGAGAAAGCCAAAAGCUGAAGGAUCCAUCAAAUGUGAUUUGAUUGGUUUAGUUUACAUAAUGGAGUCAUUCCUAGUAUCUCCCUCAGCAAGGGUGGCAGAACUUAAAAACAGUCCCUUAAAAUCAUCUAGAACUCAGUCUGUCAGAUAAUAUUUGUAUGAAUACUGUAGAAUCGUAGACAUAAUUCAACAAUAAGGUAUUGCAUAUCUGCCCAGAUCUAAGGAUGUAUGAAUAUACCUUUGCAGCACUUUAUUACCUCAUUAUCAAUGUUCAAAAUAUAUCGGUAGUCCUAAAAGUAUUUUGUUUGUUGCUGUAGAUCAGGUCAGAGCCUCUCGUGGGAAUGUGUAGUAAGUUGGUACUGGUGUGUGUGUGUGUGU
This is a messenger RNA of Rhinichthys klamathensis goyatoka, 2728 nucleotides long. It is a transcript of the gene atmin, whose product is annotated as ATM interactor. Gene Ontology annotation, cellular component: nucleus. Lineage: Eukaryota; Metazoa; Chordata; Actinopteri; Cypriniformes; Leuciscidae. Gene Ontology annotation, biological process: regulation of transcription by RNA polymerase II. The transcript is spliced from 4 exons. The record is from RefSeq and is a predicted model, not a curated record. Gene Ontology annotation, molecular function: transcription cis-regulatory region binding; DNA-binding transcription factor activity, RNA polymerase II-specific. The coding region runs from base 107 to 2371 and encodes 754 amino acids.